AUGUCUCGAGAACUCAUUAGCAACGAAGAAUUCCCCACCAAGCCCCACAACUGCCCUGCUGUCAAGGUCCCCGGGCUCGUCUUCUGUGCUGGCCAGACUGCUACUGGAGAGAUCAAGCAAGCGACUCUCAAAGUCCUCACUAACCUGAAAAAGCUCCUCGAGCUUUCCGGCAGUUCUCUGGAUCAGGUCGUCAAGUACAAUGUCUAUCUCAAAGAUAUGAAGGACUUUGCCGCUAUGAACGAAGUGUACAUUGAUUUCCUCCCCAAGGCCAUGCCUUCAAGGACCUGUAUUCAGGCUGGUGACCUCCCUGGAGAGGGGACUAUCAUCGAGAUCGAGUGUAUCGCCCAGGUGUGA
Messenger RNA from Cryptococcus wingfieldii CBS 7118, 354 nucleotides. RefSeq lists its product as hypothetical. Bases 1 to 354 code for a protein of 117 amino acids. Gene Ontology annotation, molecular function: deaminase activity. Gene Ontology annotation, cellular component: cytosol; mitochondrion. Lineage: Eukaryota; Fungi; Basidiomycota; Tremellomycetes; Tremellales; Cryptococcaceae. The record is from RefSeq and is a predicted model, not a curated record. The transcript is spliced from 4 exons.